This is a messenger RNA of Mandrillus leucophaeus (drill), 2570 nucleotides long. RefSeq names its product potassium channel, inwardly rectifying subfamily J, member 14 (gene KCNJ14). The record is from RefSeq and is a predicted model, not a curated record. Gene Ontology annotation, biological process: regulation of monoatomic ion transmembrane transport; potassium ion import across plasma membrane. NCBI's taxonomy places the organism in Eukaryota, Metazoa, Chordata, Mammalia, Primates, Cercopithecidae. The transcript is spliced from 3 exons. Gene Ontology annotation, molecular function: inward rectifier potassium channel activity. Bases 405 to 1715 code for a protein of 436 amino acids. Gene Ontology annotation, cellular component: plasma membrane.
GUCAGGUGGAGGAUCCCUUUCCCUCCCGCCCUGCUUUUGCCAGGGGAGGGGGGUGCCCCGAGCCUGAGUCACAGCCAGCCUGGGAGCUGGGCCAUGUUGGCCACAGACAGCCCCCUGGUGAAGGUCCCCGUCGGCUUUGGGAAGUAGACGUGGGUCUGCCUCACGGGGCUGAGGUGGGACUGGAGGAUUUCAAGGGCAGAGCUCUGGGAAGGAAAGAAAGGCUUAGGACCCAGCGGGCAUUCUCCCUGGCACUGCGGGGACCUGGCCAGCUCGUGGCGUUCCCUGAGCCUGUUCCCCAGCUGUGAAAGGGGGUGAUGAUCUUCACCUCCCGGCAUCCUGAGCGGCCAAGCAGGUUGGGGGCGCCUGCCCCCCACUAGUCCAAGUGGAGGGGGUCCCUCCGCCCAAUGGGCCUGGCCAGGGCCCUACGCCGCCUCAGCGGCGCCCUGGAUUCGGGAGACAGCCGGGCGGGCGAUGAAGAGGAGGCCGGGCCCGGGUUGUGCCGCAACGGGUGGGUGCCAGCGCGGGUGCAGUCACCGGUGGGCCGGCGCCGCGGUCGCUUCGUCAAGAAGGACGGGCACUGCAAUGUGCGCUUCGUGAACCUGGGUGGCCAGGGCGCGCGCUACCUGAGCGACCUGUUCACCACGUGCGUGGACGUGCGCUGGCGCUGGAUGUGCCUGCUCUUCUCCUGCUCCUUCCUCGCCUCCUGGCUGCUCUUCGGCCUGGCCUUCUGGCUCAUAGCCUCGCUGCACGGCGACCUGGCCGCCCCGCCACCGCCUGCGCCCUGCUUCUCACACGUGGCCAGCUUCCUGGCCGCCUUCCUCUUCGCGCUGGAGACACAGACGUCCAUCGGCUACGGCGUGCGCAGCGUCACCGAGGAGUGCCCGGCCGCUGUGGCCGCUGUGGUGCUGCAGUGCAUCGCCGGCUGCGUGCUCGACGCCUUCGUCGUGGGUGCUGUCAUGGCCAAGAUGGCCAAACCCAAGAAGCGCAACGAGACGCUGGUCUUCAGCGAGAACGCUGUCGUGGCGCUGCGCGACCACCGCCUCUGCCUCAUGUGGCGCGUCGGCAACCUGCGUCGCAGCCACCUGGUCGAGGCCCACGUGCGUGCCCAGCUGCUGCAGCCCCGUGUGACCCCAGAGGGUGAGUACAUCCCGCUCGACCACCAGGAUGUGGAUGUGGGCUUUGAUGGAGGCACCGAUCGUAUCUUCCUCGUGUCCCCUAUCACCAUCGUCCAUGAGAUCGACUCUGCCAGCCCUCUGUAUGAGCUAGGACGUGCCGAGCUGGCCAGGGCUGACUUCGAGCUGGUGGUCAUUCUCGAGGGGAUGGUUGAGGCCACAGCCAUGACCACACAGUGUCGCUCGUCCUACCUCCCUGGUGAACUUCUCUGGGGCCAUCGUUUUGAGCCAGUUCUCUUCCAGCGUGGCUCCCAGUAUGAGGUCGACUAUCGCCACUUCCACCGCACUUACGAGGUCCCAGGGACGCCGGUCUGCAGUGCUAAGGAGCUGGAUGAACGGGCAGAGCAGGCUUCCCACAGCCUCAAAUCAAGUUUCCCCGGCUCUCUGACUGCAUUUUGUUAUGAGAAUGAACUUGCUCUGAGCUGCUGCCAGGAGGAAGAUGAGGAUGAUGAGGCCGAGGAAGGGAAUGGGGCGGAGACAGAAGAUGGGGCUGCUAGCCCCCGAGUUCUUACACCAACCCUGGCGCUGACCCUGCCUCUGUGAUGCAAACUGAUGUAGCCUUCCCCAUGUGUGCCCCCUUCCCCAAGGUAGCAAGAUGGAGAGAUAGGGCUCUCUCCUGGGAUGGGGGCAGGUGUUCCUGAAGACCAACAGGCCUGCUGGGUAAAUGACUAGGUGGUAAGGUUCUGCCAUGUCUGGUGACCCACCAUGGACAUACUGGACCUUAAUUUUAAUUUCUCUGCUUCUGUGCUGUCUCCUGAGACCCUUUUAUGAGCCUGAUCCCUGAGUCUCACCACAGUUCUGGAUCACCCAAGAGGAAAAGACUGGUGGUUCUAGAUCCCUCUAUAUGGGGGGAUCUGGAUUGUUGACCAGGGUGAGAAACCAAUGGUAUAGACUGCCUCUGGGGAAGCACGUUGGCUGUUCUUGAACAGCAUCAGAGAUCAAGAGUUUGUAGGUCUGGAUUUACCUAAGCUUCAAGGGAGUGUUGCUUCUCAACUCAGCCAACUGAGUAGCAAAUCAUUUGUUCUAGACCACCUAAGGAGGGAAGGUUAUGGAAUGCCCCAAGUAUGGAAGAUCAUCUUGAUUGACCAAAGACAAAAAAAAAAAAAAAAAAAAAAAGAAAAAGAAAAAGAUCUGUGGUUCCAGAAAGCUCAUUAGUUGAAAUUCUGUGAGUCUAGGUUGACCACAGAGGCAAGCACUGGUGAUUCUAGGACAGGUUUGACCUGGAGAGUUGAACUACUCCAGAAACUAAAGAGUAGUGUUUCUAGAAUGCACAAAACAUUGUGGAGUCUGUGGGUUUAGAAAGACUAAAGUAACAGAUUAGGAGUUCUUGAUAUUAGAUAACUCCAACUUCUGGCUGUAGAGCACCCAACCAAGAGAAUAAGCAAUGCUUUGAAAGGA